Sorghum bicolor (sorghum) is the source of this 1123-nucleotide messenger RNA. RefSeq lists its product as uncharacterized. Gene Ontology annotation, molecular function: protein dimerization activity. The record is from RefSeq and is a predicted model, not a curated record. Lineage: Eukaryota; Viridiplantae; Streptophyta; Magnoliopsida; Poales; Poaceae. The transcript has 4 exons. The coding region runs from base 95 to 1123 and encodes 342 amino acids.
UGUAGCUGCCGCUCUUGAUCCUGAGACUCAUUACAAGCACAACUUCUGCAGCAAACCAGAAUAUUCUUUAGCACUAACAGAUGCAAUAGAGAAGAUGGCACAAAAUUCUGAUGAAGCUGUUCAGGCAAUCACAGAAAUAUCAAUCUUUCGGGAGUGCCUUGGGAGGUUUAAUCGCCCCGUAGCACGUGCUGGAGCAUCAUCUAUGUCCCCAUCUGAUUGGUGGUUUCAGUUUGGAGGAGAAGUGCCUACGUUGCAGAAGUAUGCAUUGCGUAUUGUUUCACAAUGUGUUUCAUCUAGUGGUUGUGAGAGAAACUGGAGCACUUUUGCACUAGUGCAUACAAAAAUUAGAAACAAGCUUGGUUAUGACAAGUUGCAUAAAGUUGUGUAUGUGCAUUAUAACUUGAAGGAGCGUAUUCGGGAGGAUAGUGGAUACCAACAGAAGGACAAGGAAGUUGAUCCAAGUUCUAUGAUGUUAGAUGCUGCAACUUUUGAUGAGAACAAUCCAAUAUGGGACUGGUUAGAUAGAUCUACGAGUGAUGUAGGCCCUAGUUUGGAUGAUCUGUGUCGCAGUGAUUUAGGCAAUUCAUCUCAUGGAAAGAGGGCUUGGGUGGAUGUGGAUGAGGAUGAGAUUGAGUUCGAGUUGGGGGAGAGUGAUGAAGAACAGAAUGAGGAUGAGUUUGAGGAUGACUUAGGUGUAGAUGAUGACAUUGACGACGACAAUGGUGGUGAUGAAGAUGAGCCUGUGGUAGCUGCACCAAUAGUUGACUUAGAAGCUUUAGAUGAGGAAGAUGGUAAUCCUAAUGGCCAUAGAUCUAGAAGACUGCAGCAGAAAAGGAUGAGGACCCAGACCCUAUCUACUCUCUAUGAGAGUACAGUCCAGCAGCGGUUCUCUAGCAAUGGUUCUGGAGAGAUCAAGGGGACCCUCUACGGCAUCGAGGGGGCCACCUCAGGUUAUCUGGAGGGUCUGCAGCCAUGGGCGGACAAAGCAGGGACCUCAGGCACCGGCGAGGAGGAUUCUAGAUUUCCCUCCCUCACUGACCUAUUCGUGCACCACAGGAGGUCGUUGGAUGUUGUGGAGACGCUUCUACAGGGCAUCAAGGAGCGUACCAAGGAGGAGCUCUAG